UCAGAGGACGAACGUGUUUCUCAUACUUCUGGUUUGUUGCUCUGAAACUGCGCGAUGCUUUUGGAUUAUUGGUAUUUUUCCAGAUUGAGUUUGCUCCUCGUAGUUGAGAUUUGAACUGGGACAGGGGUCAGAGGUCACCCUGAGUUACUCUCCUGAUUCAACCCCAGGUCCAUGAGCAUGUUCUCCUCUCGAGUGAGGAGUGCACAGAGGCUGCUGCAGUACAGACACACAGCGGGGGGUCCUCCUUCAUCUGGAAGAGCCUUCUCCUCCAGGCUGGUGCUGGGCAUUGAGACGAGCUGUGACGACACCGGAGCGGCUGUGCUGGAUGAGACCGGUUCGAUCCUGGGAGAGUCUCUCCAUUCCCAGAAAGAAGUUCAUCUGAGGGCUGGAGGCAUCAUCCCCACAGUGGCACAGCACCUCCACAGGGAGAACAUCGAGCGUGUGGUCCAGGAGGCUCUGGAGAGAAGCGGAGUGCACCCGAGCCAGCUCGCGGCCGUGGCCACCACGGUGAAGCCGGGCCUGGCCCUGAGCCUGGGCAUCGGCCUCGAGUUCAGUCAGAGGUUCGUGCGGCAACACAACAAGCCGUUCAUCCCCAUCCACCACAUGGAGGCCCACGCCCUCACCGUCAGGAUGCUCCAUCCCGUGGCCUUCCCCUUCCUGGUGCUGCUCGUCUCCGGGGGCCACUCACUUCUCGCCAUGGCCCGAGGGGUGGACGACUUCCUGCUCCUGGGUCACACGCUGGACGAAGCUCCAGGGGAUAUACUGGACAAAGUGGCGAGACGCUUGUCCCUCAUCAAACACCCACAGUGCUCCACCCUGAGUGGAGGACAGGCCAUCGAGCUGCUGGCUAAGAAUGGGGACAGGAGGAGGUUCCCCUUCAGGACACCCAUGGGUCAAACUCAUGACUGCUGCUUCUCUUUUGCUGGACUACGGAAUCAAGUCACAAUGACGAUACUAAAGAAAGAGAAAGAGGAAGGAGUAGAACAGGGGUCACUGCUGUCGUGUGUGAACGACCUUGCAGCCGCCACGCAGCACACGGUCGCCUCUCAUCUCGCCAAGCGAACACAUCGGGCCAUCUUGUUCUGUAAGGACAACGGCCUGCUGCCACCCAGCACUCCAACUUUAGUGCUGUCUGGAGGAGUUGCAAGCAACCAGUAUAUCCGCAAGGCUCUGACCAUCAUCACUGAGACGACAGGACUGAGCCUGCUCUGUCCUCCGGCCAAAUUCUGCACCGACAACGGAGUGAUGAUUGCAUGGAACGGUGUUGAACGUCUGAGGGAAAUUAAAGGAAUACUGCCUCCACAUGUGGACGUCCGCUACGAGCCCAAGGCGCCGCUGGGUGUCGAUAUGUCAGCGGAGGUGAGGGCAGCGGGGAUCAAGCUGCCGUCCGUCCAACUCAAGAUCCUCAACUGACAAGACUGUUGUUUUUGUCCUGUACAAAUAAUACGUUUUUAACACCUGGAUUUCCCCCCAGUUCAAAGUAUAUACUGUGUAUAUUUUGUAUAUGUAUACAGCACACAGAUAUUUAUUAAUAAAUGAGGUUGUUAUAGAUCUCAGAUCUUUCAUUUUUAUUUAUUUUUUGGGAGAUUAGAGACAUUGAAAUUGCUGGUUGUGCUCUUCUAUCAACAGAGACAUUCAGAUUUUACACAUUGUUGAUUAAUCCUCAGCUCAGAGUAAAACACAAAAGUCUUACACUGGAAAGUUUAAAAACAAAUCUGGAGCUUUAGGCCCAUGAGACUGAUCUAUGAAAAAUGGUUUCUCAUGGUCUUAUGUUUUUGCCCUGAUGUAUCAUCAUGUUGUAGAUCAUGUGAAGUUUAUGAGUCAGCAUGACUGUACUGCAGCUGAUACUAACAAACUGGAAUAGAUGUGAUUUAAAUAUCUGAAUGUGUUUUAACAGCAUUUGAAUAAAAAUGAGGCAACAAUCCUCGAUCAAUUAA
Molecule: messenger RNA, 1937 nt
Organism: Platichthys flesus (European flounder)
Lineage: Eukaryota; Metazoa; Chordata; Actinopteri; Pleuronectiformes; Pleuronectidae
Gene: osgepl1
Product: O-sialoglycoprotein endopeptidase-like 1
Exons: 7
Coding region: 172-1413 (413 amino acids)
Biological process (GO): tRNA threonylcarbamoyladenosine modification
Cellular component (GO): mitochondrion
Source: RefSeq, a predicted model, not a curated record